Molecule: messenger RNA, 2414 nt
Organism: Caretta caretta (loggerhead turtle)
Lineage: Eukaryota; Metazoa; Chordata; Testudines; Cheloniidae
Gene: MAL
Product: mal, T cell differentiation protein (MAL blood group)
Biological process (GO): myelination
Cellular component (GO): membrane
Molecular function (GO): structural constituent of myelin sheath
Source: RefSeq, a predicted model, not a curated record
AGAGCGAACGGCAUGUAUCCCACGCCGCUACAGGAAAGUUAAAAUAUAACACUCUGCAGUCUCCUCCCAGGGCUUAUAAACACAACAGGCAAGUCUGUCAAAUUAGCCGGCCACACCUAGGUUAGCUCCUUCCCUCUAGGCAGGUAGCAUUCAUCCCUCUGAUCAGCCGAGAGCUCACCUGUCUCAGGGAGGGAGGUUAGCAGGCUGCACUGGAAAGCCCCUUCCAGUGGCAAGAACCGGGGAGUCUGAGGUGGUGCAGGUGAAAGGACAAAGAUGUCGUCGGCGGCUGCUGCAGUCUCCUUGCCUACCGGCUUCUCGGUCCUGACGACGUUUCCUGAUCUCCUCUUUAUCCCCGAAUUUGUCUUUGGAGGCCUUGUCUGGAUUCUGGUGGCCUCAACCAGGGUAGCUUAUCACUUACUGCAAGGCUGGGUUAUGUUUGUUUCCGUGUUCUGCUUCACAUUGUCAACUCUUCUCAUGUGCCUCUAUUUCUGCGGCGCUCAUGGUGGAAAAUCUUCCUGGAUUGCAGUGGAUGCUUUCUACCAUUCAAUGGCUGCUCUGUUUUACCUGAGUGCUGCUGUUUUACAAGCCUUUGCCACCAUCCUAGCCCAUGACGCUGGCGUAUUGAAAACUUACCAGGAAGACAUUGCAGCAGUGGUAUUUGCAUUUUUAGCCACCUUAAUGUACGUGAUUCAUAAAGGGUUCUCUCUGCUGAGAUGGAAAUCAUCAUAAAACCUCCAGAACUUCCCCUAAGGAAUCCAUCUUGAGCAUUCUUCUCAGUUAUGAUACAAGCAUACGUCAUUAAAUGGUUGCUCAUUUUACACCGGUAUACUUUGAUGUACAGACUACUAUACACUGCUUUGUACUUGGUAACAUGACAACGAAGAAAAAACAUCAGCCUGGAGAUAUCUAUUUUUCAGCAAAAUGGUUUCUUUUUGGUGUCUUCUAAGUCAGACACAGUUUUGUUGUAGGGAACUGGGAACCUGCUUUACUUCUCUCUGUUUUGUCCUAUCUCCCGGGACUGGGCCAGCUGUUGGAAUGAAUCCAGGGCAUCUCCCAAUCCCCUGUCAGUGAAGGGAGCCUCAGGCUUUGGUGGAACUUUGGUCUCAACGGUUUUGCCUCCUGAGGACUGGUAUGCUUUAGUCUAACUAAAGUCUUUGGGCUUAAUAUCGGGGUAUCUGGGUGAAAAUUAAUUGGCCUGGAAAAUUCAGGGAGGUCAGACUAGAUGAUCUAAUCUCUGGUGGCCUCAAAUUCUAUGAAACUUUCAAAGGAAAGCCUCCCAGCUGAGUAACUUGAUUCAUUCCUGGGGUCUACAAAUGAAACCAUCAUUCUCCAUUGGCCCAUCUCUUUGCCUUCCUCUCUCUUUCAGGUGACUUCCUUGGGGAUUGUUUAAUUUUACAUAAACUACAUGGAGAGUAGCUCAAAUGGGCCCCGAUCCUGCAUUUAGCUCCAUGCAGAGCUCUCCUGACUUCAUGGGGGCUCUGCAAAGCUGCAGGGAUCUGCUUGUAGGGUCAGGGCCAUAUUCUGUAGCAGCUGUCAAAGAAAGUAGAUAGUGUCUGUUGGCUCUUUAGGCAAGACAGCCAGAAAAACAAGUGACAUGUUCUGUCAUUUUCUCAACACUGCGAGCGAGAGUGGAGAAGAAGCAGAUACAUGAAUUGGUAAAAUUCACCAUGUUGAACAGAAUAAUUUAAACUGCGUCAGCAUUUUUAAGGUCACAAAUACGUAUACGGGCUGCUCUGACACACUGAUGCCAACAGGCCAAUUGCCACUGACUUCAAUGGAAGCAGGAGCAAGGUCUAACUACUCAGAACCCUGACACGCUGAAAGGUACAUGCCACAUUUUCACACUUAGCUGCCUAAUGUUAGACACCUGAAGCUGUAUUUGGGCGCUUAAUUUUAGGCACCUGACUUUGAAUAUUUUAACCAAAAUAUUUUCUCUUCUGGAUCCAGACAGCAGCAGGCCCAGUACAAAAUCUCCUGGCACAUAGAAACACAGCUCUGGGAUUUAUUCAUCGUUAGGCUUUUCCUUAACAUCUAGCGUGACAGAACAGUAUUUCAGGCAGUGACUGUCAACGUUCUCUUCACCUUGCGAUGAGAAACCGGAACAACUAGUCUGCUUUCCUGGGGGGAUAUGUGAAUUUUUGCAAACUUUAAGGAUAUUCUUGAAUUAAGAGAGCAAAUUAUACAUCUCAAGAAUUACUGUUGUCUUAGUCAGAUGAGGGAAGAUUAUUUAGAUGGUGUGCUGUGUAGUCUGUAAACUAACUUUAAAAUAUUGAUCAGCGCAAUAGGGAUAAUAAACUAUUCUCAAACAAAUUGUUUGGUUUGUUCAUUAGGAAGAAUCCAAAAAGAAAAUCUUUUGAAAUAUACAAAUACUUCAUAGCGAAUAAAAAAAAAUCUUUGCCAUGGAUUUUCCAAAA